Molecule: messenger RNA, 4524 nt
Organism: Blepharisma stoltei
Lineage: Eukaryota; Ciliophora; Heterotrichea; Heterotrichida; Blepharismidae
Source: the annotation of a GenBank genome assembly
AUGUCCUACUUGAAAACGCCUGCAACACUUUUGAGUAGUCACUGGCUCCCUUUAUGAAAACUGGUCAUACUCAUUUGUUUGCUAGAUAUUUAUGUCUGCUUAGAAGUUAUUGUGAUCUACGAAAAAAGCAAUAUCUUUAGCCCAAACUUCUUAUUAGGCUUAUCAGAAGAGCUUAACACCCUUUUUGAAUGGCAUGAUUGCGAAUAUCCUGAAACUUUAAAUUGCUUUAAUUCAUAUGAGAACUCUAUACUUAUUUUAGACUUAACAGAUCGUAUUGAAACGCAGAUUUUCGUUUUAAAGUUAUGCGAAGAGAGAAAAAUUCCUCAUUUAGUGUUUGAAAAUAAGUUGAACUAUACUGACCAGUUAACUUUUUCGAUAUCACCAUCUCCUUCAGAUCAAAUAAGUGCUUUCAUUUCUGUUCUUCGCUAUUUCGGGUGAACCCAAGGUUUGGUGAUAAAUGAUAAAUUUGCAAGUCCUUUAAAAGAAAAUCUUAAAAAUUACUCAGACUUAUUUUUUCAGUAUCCUACCGAUUUCUGUCCACACAUUACUAAGCACAUUCUUUAUUUUUUGUCUAAAAUGCGAAAAUGCUUCAAUAUUUAGAAAAUUUUAAUUUUUUAAAGAUUGAAUCUGGUGCAAAUAUCGAUGAGCUAGUCAAUAGAGUGAUUACUCCUUUAGGCACAAAUCUAUACUACAUUUUCUUGAGCACUUCUAAAUCUUAUAAAAUACAAAAGGCUUUGAUAUCCACUAAACUUUUAUCUAGUGGAAAUGGGGUUGUUUUAGAUCAGAAAAGUGGAUAUGAAUGUAUAAUUGAUGGAGCCUUGAUAAUUACUGUAAAAGGGCAAGAAUUCAACACUUCAGACGAGGAUUAUAUGAAAGCAUUGAUUGAAAGUGUAUUUUCUGAUAUAUUGAAGAGUGUUAAAAAUGAAAGCAGCCUUGAAAUCCUUUCUCAGUUAAAAUUUCUUUUAAAAAAACAUCACAUCAACAGAGACUUUUCUUUAAUCAAUAUUCAAGGCGGCGAAAGAGUUAUAGUUGGAGAAAUUUUUAAUGAAAAAUUAUCAAUUUUCAGAAAUAUCACUUUUCCUGGAAAUUCUGAUGAAAUUCCCAGGUCUGAGAAGAAAAUUUUACGCUUAAGUAUUGAAGCUGGCUCUUCAAAUCCAACAGGACCAGGGAUUUUUAUUGGUUUGGUUGGAGGAUAUGGCUCAUACGCAGCUCAGGAUAUAAUUAACGAAAGUGGUUCUGGCUUACUCACAAAUUUUCAAAUCGAAUUAUUUAACUUUGACUGUGGAGCAACAAUUUAUAAUGCUACGUUUGCAAAUGCAUGCUACCUAAAAGAUAAAGAAAAUUUUGGCUAAUUUUCCUCAAUAAUAAUGAACAUUUUUUAAUCAAUUGCUGCAUUGAUGAGAUAUAUAUAUUUAUUAUUAAUAUUUAAUUAAUAUAGAGAAAAUAACAAAAAAUUUAUAACUCCUCCCUUGGUGAGUGAGCAAAAUUUUUUUUGUUCGAUCAAUAUUUUUUUCUGAAAGUUAAAAAUUUCCCAAUUCGAAAUAAUUGGAAAGCAAAUAUUAAUUUAAUUUGUAAAAAUUUUUGUUUUAAAAUGAAAUCUGUUUAAAAUUAAAUAAUUAGCUAGAGAUUUCAUUAUAAUAAUUAUUACUUAUAUAUCAAAAUAUUUUUUCAUAAAAAAUUUUAUAUUAAAAAUCUUUUGUUCGAUCACAGAGAUGGGUUUUUAAAAAAAUUGGGAUUUUUUCCCAAUGUUUUGUUCGCUCAUAGAAGGGGGAUUAAUUAUUUAAUUUUUUAAAUUAUAUGAAAAAUAAUUUUUAUGAUCUGUGCUCCAUGAUAAUUGUCGGCAGUGAGGUCACAUCUCAGCUUGAGGAUCAGUAAUGACAGUUGGCUCAAUGGUCUCUUUCAAAGAACUCAAUUUGACUUUUCCAAUUGUAAGUGCUUCAAAUGGAGAUGCAGGACUUAGCUCAAAGGCUAAUUACCCUAUGUAUAUGAGGGUCCAGCUUUCAAACUAUUACGCAUUCUCAUUACUUCCAAUUUUUAUCAGAGCUUUGGGCUGGCAUCAAGCUUCAGUUCUUUACCAAAAUGAUUCCUGAGGAUUAUCAGCCUAUGAUUAUUUAACCCGAGGUGCGAAUAAUCAGCACAUACAAUUAAUCAAUUCAGAAGGCUGCAGAGCUAUUCCACCAAAUCUUGACAGAGAUGGUGUUAAAAAUUAUUCACACCUCCUCCAAGACAUCAUUGAUUCUCAGGCAAGGUUUUUUAUUCCACUUGUGCAAUUUCCAGCAAUUUAUUAUAACUUUCUAUAUAAAUUAUUUGGUAAGCUAGAGGGUCUUUAAAAGAGUAUUACAUAUCAAAGCCAUUUUUCCAAUAAGAGAUAUAAAAUAAUAUUUGUAUAGAGAAUUAUACAUAUUUGAAGAAUUUUAUGAUUUAGGACUUAGAAAAGGAGAUCUUGUUAUUUCAGCACCGCUUGCAGAUAUUGUUCCACUUAUAGGAUAUGACAACGCAUAUACAUAUAAAUUAUAUGAAACAGGAGUUCCAAUGGUAACUAUAUAUGGCCAAAGUUGAGUUGGGCCACUUGGAGCCAAAGCAUCGUCACAGAUAGCAAAGGUUUAUGAUAAUCAAAAGAACUCCUAUAGCUGCUUUUAUUUCGACUCAGUCUUUUUGAUUGCUUAUGCUUUGGAUUUUAUGAUAAACAGAGGACUCGAUUAUACUAAUUCUACUAAAUUGCAAGAAACUAUGAGAAAUCAACAAUUUUAUGGAUGCACUGGAGAGGUGAUGAUUGAAAAAGGGUCAAAUGAUCGAAUUUUACAAACCUUAGAAAUUUUUGCUAACAAAUUAGAUGAAAAUGGAAACUUGACGACUUAUAUUGUUGGGCAGUUUAAACCUCAAAGCACACAGAUUAUAAAAAUCCAAGAAUCUUUGGUAUAUGCAGAUGGAUCGACAGCUAAGCCAACAGAUCUAAGAAACACAGAUUAUAAAUGCCCUUUUGCUACUAAGCUUGUAAGAACUUUUGCAAAAGGGAGGGCUUUAAUUUUUGGAAUCUGCUUUGUUCUUACCUUAAUUUCUCUCUGCAUUACCAUUUAUAAGGCAAUACGAAAGUAUCCCGAAACAAAACCAUUGAUAUAUAAGUGAUAUUAUUAUAAUGAAAUCUUAUCUAAUUCUGUUUUAAUUUUAAGCAGCUUGCAUUUUAAACAUAAAUUAUAAUAUAUUAACUUUCGAUAUUUGCCAAUGCCCAUUUAUAUAUGAAAACGAUGGUGAAAAAUCUCAGUUGCUCCUUUAACUGUGAAAGAAGAAAUUUCAAUGCAAGAUUUUAUCAUCGGAGCAACGAUUGUGGUUGAGUUUUUUCAAUUUUGCUCGAUGGGACCAGAUUUUUCUCCUAUAAACUACACAUUGGCUGAUAUAAGCAAUACCUUUUCUUUGAGUGUAGACAAAGCUUUAAAUCAGCGGAACGGAAUUUUUUGAAUAGUUGUUAAUGCUGUUUUUGGAUCAAUAGGAUUAUGAGUAAUUCUAUGUCUAGUUGUACUUCUACGACUAGAUGAAAAAUUUCCUACGAAUUUUAUAUUUCGGAAUUUAGAUGCCUUUGCUGAUUACUUUAUGCCUAUUUUAGGCGAUUUGUGCUUUAUUCCUUUUAUUUCAGUAUGUCUUGAUAUCUUCAUAUGUGAUCAAUCAAUUGGAAAUAAUUUUACUGAUAGCUUUCUUGCUCAAGAUUGCUAUUAUUUUUGCUGAAAAGAUGAGCAUUUAGCCUAUGCAAUUUGUUCUGUGCUCGCUUUAAUAGCUUAUGAGCCUCUUGCAGUAUUCUGUAGACCUCUAUGACAAGAAUUGCAGCCUCUUUUGCAUGUAAAAGCAACUCCACUCUUUUUGAUGGUAAAGACAAUGGCUCAAAUAGCCUUAAUUGCUAUGAACAAGACAGUAAAAAGAGCACAAAGCACUCUUCAUGGUGGUCUCUUUAUAGCUGUGAUGAUUUUUUAUAUUAUUUUUUUAUUUAAAUUCAAGUCCUACAAUUACUCAAGAUUCAGCUUGUGGCAAACUUUAGUUUCAAUUGCAGUUGUCUGGCUUGCUUUUCUCUCAAUACUAGCUCAGUGAACUGGAGGCAACCCAAUAAUAAUGACAUCUAUUUUAAUUUUAGGAUUAGUAAUUAUAGCCUUGAUUGGAUUUAUAUAGUAUAUGCAUGCUAACAAUGCUUAUCAAUCCACAAUAUUCGAGAUAAAUCCGAAUUAAUUUGGCCAGCUAUGUAAGUCGAUUUACUCAUCAAAUGCCAAUUAAAUAUUUGAUUGGAAAAUUUAUAGUUGGCUUUGGCAAUCCCAACAGCUUCUAUGGUAUCAAUUAGUUAUCAUCUAUUAGUGCUCUUUGCUAUAUAUUCAGCAUAAAAAGUAUCCAAGCCUCCUAUUCCGUAAAAAAGGUCAAGAUGAAUCAAAUUUGUUCAAGUUUGCAUUUACUUUUGGCAAGACUUCUAAACUUGCUUUAUCAAAAAUUGUUCCAAGCGGAACAUCAAUGUCAUCUCCACGAAAAAUUGAAGAUCCAAGCCCUUAA